Molecule: messenger RNA, 2314 nt
Organism: Cololabis saira (Pacific saury)
Lineage: Eukaryota; Metazoa; Chordata; Actinopteri; Beloniformes; Belonidae
Product: Na(+)/H(+) exchange regulatory cofactor NHE-RF4-like
Exons: 11
Coding region: 147-1379 (410 amino acids)
Biological process (GO): protein localization to plasma membrane
Cellular component (GO): apical plasma membrane
Molecular function (GO): signaling receptor binding; protein-membrane adaptor activity
Source: RefSeq, a predicted model, not a curated record
CUCUGGACCUGCUCCGCUCACUGCUACUCAUCUGACCAGCUGAAGACUCCUUCAAAGCUCUCUGACUGAUAAGAGGAGCUGCUGACGUUGGGAGGAGGCCUUCAACACCGCGCCUGACUGUCGCUCCCGCAGGACACCAGGAUGACAUGGAGUUUCCACGUUUUACUUUCAACCCAAAGGAAGGCAUCGAUAACCCAGCUCUGGUCAUCGCUGACGAUCCUGAGCCGGAUGCCAGGCCUGUACCCAGACUGUGCCAGCUGAAGCACCUCGAGGGCCAGAGCUUUGGCUUUAACCUCAGUGUGGAUCAGAGCGGCCGGCCCUUGGAGAUCAGAGAUGUGGAGCCCUGGAGUCCUGCGGAGCACAGCGGCCUCAGGAAUGGAGACCGACUCUUGGAGGUCAAUGAGGAAUAUGUGGGCAGUGUGGACUUUCGCAGGGUAGUGAGGAAGAUCUGGUGGUCCGGUGUCCACCUGUUCCUACUGGUCCUGAGAAAAGAAGACUAUGAACAGUCAGUGUCCGAGGGCCUGGACCUGCAGAAGCUCGCAGAAGCCUCCAAAGGCGAUGGCUGGUCCAGACCCAGACUGUGUCACAUCAGCAGAGACCCGGAUCAUGGCCUGGGGAUGACCAUCACAUCCAUGAACGCAGGUCAGCAGAGCCGCUUCCAUGUCAGCACCAUCUCUGAUGGUCCAGCAGAGAGAGCCGGGGUUCGUACUGGAGACGUCCUGCUGUGGAUCAACGGAGUGUCUGCAUCAGCCCUCACAAGCUCCGCCCUCAAUAGACUUGUGAGGAAGAGUGUGGACUCCGUGACGGUCCUGGUGAUUGACGGUGACGGUGAGGCUUGCUACGUUCGUAGGAAGAUGGCCAUCCUUCCUGCGGUGGCCAGAAGCUCCACCCUCCCCUAUAACGCCAAGAGCAUGCACCUGGUGAAACGGCAGGAGGGAUACGGCUUUCUGCUGAGACAGGAGAGGGUGACCAGUCCUCAGAAGAUCGCUCACAUACUGAGGGAGGUGGAUGAGGGCAGCGCUGCUGAGGAUGCUGGGAUGGAGGACGGAGACCUGCUGCUCGCCGUUAACGGAGAACCAGUGGAGACCAUGGAGCACGACGACGUGGUGAAGACGAUCAAGGGGAGUGGAGACAGAGUAUCCCUGACCGCCAUAUCCAUGGAAGGACGAGAAUUCUACAGAGAGAUGAGGAUUUCUCCUCUGUUGUUCCACGAAGAACACUUUCUGAACAGCAUCGAGGUGCAGGGAGAAACUUCUCCGAGAAACCCAACCAGGCCUGGCAAGGACGGAGAUAAGCAGGGUUCUGGUUCCCUCUCCUUCCUGGAACCACCAGAACCUUUCUUCUCACAGCCGUCACACAAAACAGAUGUUUUCUUAUGAUAAAAGAGUCCCCAACAUCUGGGAGAGGAGGACAGGGGGGUUCCACCAACACCUGGAUGAGGCGGAUGGGGGAGGGUCCUGACUGAAGAUCCUCCAAAUCUUUAAUGAGAUCAGGACCUUCCUUUUCAACGUCAUAUUUGUACAUUUAAAAAAGAAAAAGUCACAAAUCACUGUGGAAAUUGGUGAAAUCCUGCAGGUCAGAGAAGAUGGAUGGAAGACCCUGGAGUGGUGGAACUCUGAGUUCAGAAUCAGUAGAGAACUUUGAUGCCUUUGAAGAUAAAAAUCUAAAUACACCUCAAAUCUUCGAUACUUUCUGGAGGUGAAACAGAAAUGCUUGUUUCUGAAAUGCUAAACGGUGGAAACGAAUCCUGAAUCUUCCUGGAAACUGAUGGAACGCACAACAGGAACGGUUUAGACUGCAGAGCCGGUCUGGGUCACGUUGUUGGAGCAGCUUCAGCUACUUGGUGCAGUCCUGACUUCAUAGCUGGUCUGGGAGGAUCUGAGGAUGGAGUUCAGCUACGAGCAGGGAGUGACUGUUAACCGAGUGUCACAUCAGUGAUGUUCCCGCUGCAGAUCUUCACCACCAGCUCCUCCAGUCUGGACCUCCUGAAGCAGCCAGGAACCUCUGAGGAUCAGGUUCUGCUGGGACCUGCAGACCCAAGACUUGUCCUGCUACGGCAGGUAGAAUCUGAGCAGCUGCAGGUCUUGUGUCAGAUAGCGUUUCAGUAGCAGAAGUAUGACUUGAGCCGUGUUCUUGUUAUUAUUUUAUUAUUAUUUUUGUCAAGUUUGAAUGUGUGUGUCAUGAAAAAUGAAAUAAAUCUGAACAAAUGUCUGAUGGAUGUGAAAACUACGGUGGCCGACAAGGGCCAAACGCACUGCAACGGCCUGAUGCGUCUCAGUUAAGGAAAACGGCUUCAAGUACAGAAACGAUUCAA